AUGGCGGAAGCGGAGGACGAUCAUAAGAUUGUGAUGGAGUCGGAUUCUCGUGCUCUGGUGGAUGGUCUAAAAGGCAAUUUGGGUAACAGGGUGUGGACAGUUCCUCGCAAUCUGAACCGUGCAGCGCAUGAAGCUGCAAGGAUUGGUGUUCGAGCAGCAGGUGUGGAUCACUGGCCCAGUUGGCCUCCUUUGUCUCUUGUUUGA
Prunus armeniaca (apricot) is the source of this 204-nucleotide messenger RNA. The record is from the annotation of a GenBank genome assembly. NCBI's taxonomy places the organism in Eukaryota, Viridiplantae, Streptophyta, Magnoliopsida, Rosales, Rosaceae.